This is a messenger RNA of Pyricularia grisea, 1039 nucleotides long. RefSeq lists its product as uncharacterized. The transcript has 2 exons. Gene Ontology annotation, cellular component: intracellular anatomical structure. Gene Ontology annotation, molecular function: isomerase activity. NCBI's taxonomy places the organism in Eukaryota, Fungi, Ascomycota, Sordariomycetes, Magnaporthales, Pyriculariaceae. Gene Ontology annotation, biological process: carbohydrate metabolic process. The record is from RefSeq and is a predicted model, not a curated record. The coding region runs from base 404 to 874 and encodes 156 amino acids.
CACCAACCAGCCGCGAUGUCGGAGUUUUACGACGGUGUCUGGCUUUUGGGUCUCGGCUCGGGUCGGGGUCUGACCAGUAGACAGCUCGCUUUUCCUAAUGCGAUGCAACCACACCUUCAUCUGUCUGUGUCGCCAAAUAUCGGCAAGGAAAUGUAGUCGCCCGCGCCAAGGGACUUUGGGGGCGAAUCACCCCGCACUCUCCCGUCACUACUUAUUUUUAUCGUUGUUUUCUCAAAAUAAAAAUAAAAAACAUCGUGGUCAGCUAAUGUGCAGACGUCCAACAAUCAGACGAAAAGGAUAAUCUAGUCUAGAAAAAAAGAAGCAAAGAUAAACCUUAUCACAAGCCACCCCGUCAAACUAGAGUCAAAAGGAAAAACCCUACGCACACAACCUCCGACACAUAAUGUCCGGCCUCCGCAUCGUGCUCGGCGGCGACGACGCCGGGUACGCCUACAAGUCGACCCUCGCCGCGGAUCUGGCCUCGGACCCGCGCGUGGCAUCGGUCGAAGACGUUGGCCCCCUCGCCGACUCGGACAAGACGGCCUACUCGACUUUUGCGAUCCGGGCCGCCGAAAAGGUCGCGUCGGGCGAGGCGGACCGCGCACUGCUCAUCUGCGGCACGGGGCUGGGAGUAGCCAUCGCCGCUAACAAGGUCCCCGGGGUGCGGGCGGUGACGGCGCACGACAGCUUCAGCGUCGAGAGGAGCGUGCUGAGCAACGACGCGCAGGUGUUGUGCCUCGGGCAGAGGGUGAUUGGGAUCGAGUUGGCUAGGAGGUUGGUCAAGGAGUGGUUGGGGUACACGUUUGAUCCGAACUCUGCAUCGGCAGCCAAGGUCAAGAUCAUCAACGAUUAUAACACCGAGAAGUCAAAGUAAAGUUAGAAACAAAUCGCUUAGCGCUCUGUGGCUUUUGCUAGCUUGGAUAUCCCGUGUACCUACAUUAGUUGCCCUCCUACCUGAUUUCAACUGCAUAUCACCGUCUCUUUCUUCUUAGCUUGGCAAAAACGACCUAGCAUCGCUUCGUCGACAUUCAAUUCAUAA